AGGGACGUCCGCCUCUGGUAGCCGGAUUGAGCCAAGAGUCUCCUGGUGGCACAGAACAAGGAAAGAGGACUUGAAGCCUGGCUCUUCAGAUCUCCGCGGACACAGCCAGCUCACCUGUAUCAUGGCCCUCCACCCCCGCAGAGUUCGGCUGAAGCCCUGGCUGGUGGCCCAGGUGGAUAGUGGCCUGUACCCUGGGCUCAUCUGGCUACACAGGGACUCCAAACGCUUCCAGAUUCCCUGGAAACAUGCCACACGGCAUAGCCCCCAACAAGAGGAGGAAAAUACCAUUUUUAAGGCUUGGGCUGUAGAAACAGGGAAGUACCAGGAAGGAGUGGAUGACCCUGACCCCGCUAAAUGGAAGGCCCAGCUCCGCUGUGCUCUCAACAAGAGCAGGGAAUUCAACUUGAUGUACGAUGGCACCAAGGAGGUGCCCAUGAACCCAGUGAAGAUAUAUCAAGUGUGUGACAUCCCCCAGCCCCAGGGCUCAAUCAUUAACCCAGGAUCUACAGGAUCUGCUCCCUGGGAUGAGAAAGAUAAUGAUGUGGAUGAAGAUGAUGAGGAAGAUGAGCUUGAUCAGUCACAGCACCAUGUUCCCAUCCAGGACACCUUCCCAUUCCUGAACAUUAAUGGUUCUCCCAUGGCACCAGCCAGUGUGGGCAACUGUAGUGUAGGCAAUUGCAGCCCUGAAACAGUAUGGCCCAAAACAGAACCUCUGGAGAUGGAAGUACCCCAGGCACCUAUCCAGCCAUUUUACAGCUCUCCAGAGCUAUGGAUCAGCUCUCUCCCAAUGACUGACCUGGACAUCAAAUUUCAGUAUCGGGGGAAGGAGUAUGGGCAGACUAUGACCGUGAGCAACCCGCAGGGCUGCCGGCUCUUCUAUGGGGACCUGGGCCCCAUGCCUGACCAGGAGGAGCUCUUUGGUCCUGUCAGUCUGGAGCAGGUCAAAUUCCCAGGUCCGGAGCAUAUCACCAAUGAGAAGCAGAAGCUGUUCACAAGCAAACUGCUGGACGUCAUGGACAGAGGACUGAUCCUGGAGGUCAGCGGUCAUGCCAUUUAUGCCAUCAGGCUGUGCCAGUGCAAGGUGUACUGGUCUGGGCCGUGUGCCCCAUCACUUGUUGCCCCCAAUCUGAUCGAGAGACAAAAGAAGGUCAAGCUGUUUUGCCUGGAAACAUUCCUUAGUGAACUCAUUGCCCACCAGAAAGGACAGAUAGAAAAGCAGCCACCAUUUGAGAUCUAUUUAUGCUUCGGGGAAGAAUGGCCAGAUGGGAAACCCCUGGACAGGAAACUCAUCUUGGUUCAGGUAAUCCCGGUGGUGGCGCGGAUGAUCUAUGAGAUGUUUUCUGGUGACUUCACACGAUCCUUUGACAGUGGCAGUGUCCGCCUGCAGAUCUCAACUCCAGACAUCAAAGACAACAUCGUUGCUCAGCUGAAACAACUGUACCGCAUCCUGCAAACCCAGGAAAGCUGGCAGCCCAUGCAGCCUGCCCCCAGCAUGCAGCUGCCCCCAGCCCUGCCGGCCCAGUAACCAUGAGUGCCAGCUUCUCCUUCUCUUUUUUAUGAUAUUGUAUAUAGGGCUUUUUUUUAUUAUUAUUAUUCAGACUUAACCAGCUUUUCAAUCUCUUUUCCCUAACAGUGAUAGAAGUCUUGGAUUCUCCAAAUAUUCUUAGCUUUCAAAGUUGAUUUAAUUUAUGGAAAAAUCAUCCUUCAGGCUUUGCUUUUCUUUUGUAAGCCUCCCAGUAGUAGUUUGAGGCAGUAGAAAAAGAUUUGACUAUGGAAUUUAGAUACCAGGAUUCUAGCUGCAGCUUUGUCUUCAAUGUGCCUUGAACAAGUCAUGUAACCUCUGGGCUUCAGGUUCAUCAGUUAUGAAGAAAAAAGAUUGGAAUAAUGCCUGAAACUGCAUUGAGCUUUAGAACUCCAAUUCAAGUUCUUCAUUCUACUUGUGCAAGACAAAACUCCAUGGAACCAGAACCCUUCUUCAUUGUUCUUGUACCACAUUUUCCCCCUUGCUUUCAUUUAAGUUCCCUCGAGCACUGAUUUGUCCGGAGUUGAGCUCUGUUUGACCUGUUCUGCUGGUGUAGUUGAGCUGGCUCCCUCAUUGGGGAAGUGAGAGGGAGGACUGGCCGGUUGCUUAGGAACCGAGCUUGAUAUCUAAAUAGACAUGGGUGCCAAAGUCUGAAAGUCACCUGGCCUGCAGAGUAACAGCUUAUAAACUGAGCUUCCACAGGGAAGCUGUCAUACCGAAAGCUGAGGGAUUCUGUGACAGAGUGGGUAGGUAGACGUUUGCCUUGUCACCACUCAGUCACCACUGUGUGUGUGUGUGUGUGUGUAGAUGAUAGUAUUAGACUCAUGAUAGCCCUCAGAGGAAGAACCUUCUUUUUUUUUUUUUUCCUUUUUUUUAUUUUUGACAGGCAGAGUGGACAGUGAGAGAGAGAGACAGAGAGAAAGGUCUUCCUUUGCCAUUGGUUCACCCUCCAGUGGCCACCUUGGCUGGCGCGCUGCAGCCGGCGCACCGCGCUGAUCCGAAGGCAGGAGCCAGGUGCUUAUCCUAGUCUCCCAUGGGGUGCAGGGCCCAAGCACUUGGGCCAUCCUCCACUGCACUCCCGGGCCCCAGCAGAGAGCUGGCCUGGAAGAGGAGCAAUCGGGACAGAAUCUGGCGCCCUGACUGGGACUAGAACCCGGUGUGCCAGCGCCGCAAGGCGGAGGGUUAGCCUGUUGAGCCACGGCGCCAGCCCAGAAGAACCUUUUUCUUAUUUUCUUCUCUGAGGAAAAGCUGGGAGUGAGCCGGGCAUUUGGACAGUUCCUCCUUGCUUGGAGACCUUUGGGGUCUUCCUGUCAUUUGGAUGUUCUGUCCUUGGGAAAAAUGGGGUUUGGGGUGUGUGAAAGCCGAAGUGAGGAAGGUCUGGGCAGUGCUUUUCUAGAAAAGGCUCAGCUAGCACAAACCCUCUCGUCCCCCUGGCUAGUGGAGGUCUCCUGGGUGUGAACAGUGAAGGGUAGGAGUGGUGCAGAACACUGCAGCCAUCUCUCUCACAAGCUGGUCUGUCUGAGGAACUUCCACUCAGUCCCCUGAUCCUUUUGCUUCUCCUUUUCUUUAAAGAUGCAAUUGUAUAAAAUUUAAACUCCAAGACUUAGAUGGAAAACAAGAUGCUGAUCUCCAGUUGCAGACCCCAAUCCUCCCUCCUCUCUGUCUUUAAAGAUCCUGUCUGCUGGUUCACUACCAAAACGCCCUCAAGAGCUGAGUCUGAGCUGGGCUGGGUGGCAGGAACCCACAACCUCCCAGGGUCUGCAUUGGUGGGAAGCUGGGAUCAGGAGCCAUAGCCAGUUACCAAAGCGAGGUACUCAAUAUGGGAUGCGGACUUUUCUUUUCUUUUUUUUUUUCUUUAAGAUUUAUUUAUUUAUUUGAAAGCAAGAGUUACAGAUAGGCAGAGAGAAAGAGAAGUCUUCUUGGUUCACUCCCCAUCAAACCAGCACCCAUAUGGGAUGUUGGCACUGCAGGUGGCAGCUUUACCUGCUACGCUACAGCGUCGGCCCCAAGGGAUGUGGACAUAUUAACUGCUAUGCUAAACAUCUGCUUCCCCCAGUCCUGACACCAGUUUGUGCCAGUCCAAAAUAAGGAAGCCUAUGUCUAUCCUGCUACCCUUAAACCAACUUUUUCUUUCCUUUUUUUUUUUUUUUAAUAAUUGAAAGGGUAGCUUUAUUUAAAAUACUAAAAGCUCAGCUCAAUUGAAGGUGGCAGUGGAACUCAGUUAUUUAUUUAAAAUUCAUAAGCCUUGGCUUUAGGGCCUCUAGGAGACCUAGUGGAAUAUUCUGUCAUCAAAAGCAUAACCAAGCAGCUGGCACCGUGGCGUAGUUGGUAAAGCUGCCACCUGCGGUCCUGGCUGCUCCACUUCUAAUCCAGCUCUCUGCUAUGGCCUGGGAAAGCAGCAGAAGGUGGCCCAAGUCCUUGGGCCCCUGCACCCACAUGGGAGACUGGGAAACUUUUGGCUUUGGAUCAGCCCAGUUCUGGCCAUUGUGGCCAUUUGGGGAGUGAACCAGUAAAUGGAAGCUCGCACGCUCUCUCUCUCUCUCUAUGCCUCUGUAACCCUGCCUUUCAAAUAAAUAAAAGUCUUUUUUAAAAAAAAUAGGCAUAACCAAAAAACAAUCUGAGCAAAGGUUCAGUGCCCCGCUUCAAGGAGAAGUUGAGCUUUUAGGGGUGAAGAAUCACACAAGGCAUAGAAGCUUUAUAUUUUUGGAGUCAUUUUGUUGAGUGAGUGAAGUGAGGGAUCUGGCUGCCCCAUCUAUACCUGGGAGCUCAAAUCCAAGUGUAGGUAAAUUGUGAGGACAACUGUUGAAUCUGGCUGGUCCCUUGCCCUUUGUGACGUACUAACAGGCUCUCCAUUUGGAUGGGCACCUCAGUAGUGUGAGCUGGUGAGGGGUGUUACAUGGUGUUCUGAGGGCCAAGGACUGAGCUGUUAGGAUGCAACCGUAAAGAAAGGUUUCUGAAGCAUUAGAGGAGCGGAUGAGCAGCUGUAUGUGGUCUUAACUCACAGCCCAGUUUCUUCCUUGUUUUGAAUCCUUUUCAGAAUGCUGCAAGAGUGCAUGUGGGGAUUUCCUCUGAUCAACGUUAGCUCCCUUUCUCUCGGUUCUGAUGGGUGCCAGGUGUCCUUUCUUUCCUGGGGACUCAGCCUACUGUGUCCUUGGUGGCUGCCACUGCUUCCUGUGGUACCUUCUCUGUGGCCUUCACCUCAAGACUAUGGAGUUAGACUGUGCCACUGGCUCUUGCUUUUCCCCUCUGUGCAUCCCACCACACUAUUUAAAAGGUAAAAAAGAACCACUGUAGAUAAGUUGGAAGGGUAAGUUUGUGUCUGGGCUGGUCCCUUCCCCAUAUAACUGCAUCCCCAGUUACAUUUCCUUGACGCCCCUUCACCACCAUGUCCUGCUUGACUGCCAAUUGUUGAAGGUAAAGAUUGUCUUGGACCUUGCUGUCAGUCUUUGGAAGAGUAUCUGGUAUGCAGUGUAUUCUCAAAUAUUGUUACUGGAAUAA
Molecule: messenger RNA, 5020 nt
Organism: Lepus europaeus (European hare)
Lineage: Eukaryota; Metazoa; Chordata; Mammalia; Lagomorpha; Leporidae
Gene: IRF6
Product: interferon regulatory factor 6
Exons: 9
Coding region: 122-1525 (467 amino acids)
Biological process (GO): regulation of transcription by RNA polymerase II; immune system process
Cellular component (GO): nucleus
Molecular function (GO): RNA polymerase II cis-regulatory region sequence-specific DNA binding; DNA-binding transcription factor activity, RNA polymerase II-specific; protein binding
Source: RefSeq, a predicted model, not a curated record